Molecule: messenger RNA, 5829 nt
Organism: Pipistrellus kuhlii (Kuhl's pipistrelle)
Lineage: Eukaryota; Metazoa; Chordata; Mammalia; Chiroptera; Vespertilionidae
Gene: RAB11FIP2
Product: RAB11 family interacting protein 2
Exons: 5
Coding region: 261-1796 (511 amino acids)
Biological process (GO): regulated exocytosis
Cellular component (GO): phagocytic cup; endosome
Molecular function (GO): small GTPase binding
Source: RefSeq, a predicted model, not a curated record
CGGGGCGUGAAGGUGCGGCCGGGGCCGGGGGAUGCUGGGCCCCUGCGCCUCUGAGGACAGGGCCCCCCCAGCGCGGCCGCGCCCCCGCCCCCGGGCUGCCCCCCGGGCAGGGCGGCCCCUGGCCCUCAGCCCCCCGGGAAGCUGGGCCGCGGGGCGCCCUUAGGGAUGCGGUGACCGGGGCCCGCUCUCCCGCCGGGAGGGGCGCCGCCUGCGCUGGGACAGGGGGGGACGGGGGGCCCCCGCAGAGCCAGGGCGGGAGGAUGCUGUCCGAGCAAGCCCAGAAGUGGUUCCCGACCCACGUGCAGGUCACCGUGCUCCAGGCCAGGGACCUCAGGCCAAAGGGCAAAAGCGGCACCAAUGACACGUACACCAUCAUCCAGCUGGGCAAGGAGAAGUACUCCACCUCCGUGGCCGAGAAGAGCCUGGAGCCGGUGUGGAGGGAGGAGGCCGCCUUCGAGCUGCCCGGCCUGCUGGUGCGGGGCAGCCCCGACAAGCACAUCCUCCUCCUGGUGGUGAUGCACCGGUCCCUGGUGGGGCUGGACAAGUUCCUGGGGCAGGUGGCAGUCAACCUCAAUGACGUCUUUGAGGACAAACAAAGGAGGAAAACCGAGUGGUUUAGAUUAGAAUCCAAACAAGGAAAAAGAGCCAAAAACAGGGGUGAGAUAAAGGUCAAUAUCCAAUUCAUGAGGAACAAUAUGACAGCAAGUAUGUUUGACUUAUCCAUGAAGGACAAAACCAGAUCGCCUUUUGCAAAAUUAAAAGAUAAGAUGAAAGGUAGAAAAAACGAUGGGACAUUUUCCGACACGUCUUCUGCAAUCAUUCCAAGUUCCCACGUGACGGAUGCUAAUGCUGAGUUUUCCAGUGGUGAGAUGCAGCUGAAAUCUAAACCGAAAAAGCCUUUCCUUCUGGGGCCUCAGCGGCUCUCUUCUGCGCACUCGAUGUCUGACCUAACGGGGGCCCACGUGUCCGCGGAGAAGCUGAAGCCUGGCCCCGCGGGGCCAACGCAUCUCCUCGGCCGCCAGACAGAGCCCUUCGGAGCCGUGCCCGAAAGUGGAAGUCUCAAAUCUCCACCCAGAAGAACAUUAAGCUUUGAUACCUCUAAAAUGAACCAGCCUGACCGCAGUGUGGAUGAAGGCGCCCCAUCUUUCGGAAGACAAAACGACCCAUUUACAAACGUGACGGCUUCCUUACCCCAAAAAUUUGCAACACUGCCAAGGAAGAAAAAUCCAUUUGAAGAAAGCAGUGAAUCCUGGGAUAGCAGCAUGACUUUAUUUUCAAAAUCAAUUGAAGCAAGAAAAGAAAAUAAGAGAGAGAAAAGGGAGAAAGUUAGCCUAUUUGAAAGAGUGACCGGAAAGAAAGAUAGCAGAAGGGCUGAUAAACUCAACAAUGGGGCAGCCGAGAGCCCCUGUGACUUGAAAUCACCUAAUGCGUUUAGUGAAAAUCGUCAGGACUAUUUUGAUUAUGAGUCAACUAAUCCGUUUACAACAAAAUUCAGGGCUUCAAAUCUAAUGCCAUCUUCACGUUUUCAUGUGAAUCCGACAAGCGGUGAAGACCUCAGGAAAAUCCCGGACAGCAACCCUUUCGAUGCCACCGCGGGGUACCGCAGCCUGACCUACGAGGAGGUCCUGCAGGAGCUGGUGAAGCACAAGGAGCUCCUGCGCCGGAAGGACACGCACAUCCGGGAGUUGGAGGACUACAUCGACAACCUCCUCGUGCGGGUCAUGGAGGAGACGCCCAGCAUCCUCCGCGUGCCCUACGAGCCGUCCCGGAAGGCGGGCAAGUUCUCCGACAGCUAACGAGCCCUGGGUGCCGCCCAGAUGACUGGGGAAGGGAGAAGGGAAAGAGGAAGAAAAGGAAGACUGGUGACAGGAAGAGCCCGCACCUUCAGGUUUCAGUCCGUGCUCGUCCUUUGGGAAAAGGUGUUUUCCCUGUAAAUAUGAGCGGGGACUGUCAGAGUCACCUUUGAAGGGAGUUCAAUAAUUAGAACUUGGAAGGGAAAGGGCCAGAUUGCAGAUAAGUAAGCAGCUCCUGGGGACUCACUGGGGUGCUGGCCAGCCCCUCACCCACCUGCAGCCCCGGGAUGUCUUCAGAAGCUCUUGGCUCGCUCCUCAGGAAGAUUUCUCAUGACUUUGACAUUGUGAGAAUGGAUGCUGUGGUGGGUUCUUGAGCAUUCAAUUUGUAGACGAUUUAGCUGCAGGAAUACUGCUCAUCAUAAACACUAUUUCACCAACAGUCCAUGUUUUAUAUACACACGUAUGUACAUGAAUGUAAGUUCAUGUAUCUUUGCAUAUAAAAUACGUGCAUAUACCUCACAUCUACAUGUGUUUUUAGGACAUUUAAAAUCAAUCGGUUUCCUCUAAAGCGAGGAUACCAGUUUCUUAACUGGGAGAUGUAUGUACUCUCAACGAAGCGUCAUUGCUUCUGCAGUAUUACAUGUGUGUAUUCUGCAGUAUUACAUGUGUGUCAGGGAAGCUGCUCCAAGUCACUAUGGAGUCUCCACCUUGGUUUAUAAUGAGCUGCUGCUCUGUUACUCAGCGUCAGGUUUUUGCUCUUUAUCCAGAGCAGUGCUCCAAGGCCUUGUAAAGAAUGACGCAUUUUAGGAAAGUCCAUUAACUCCACAACAGCAUGGAUUUCUCGGAUUCGUUUUUCAGCGUAACGUUUAAGUUUUGUCUAAGCUCUAAGCAGGAGAUAAGCUGAUGGCAUUUGUUUUGUUGCCAUUCUGAAUGCCUAUAAAACACUAGCCAAGAAAACAGUAAGAAGUUAAAGCUGAAGAUAACUUGGAGGGUGAAAAUAGGUGAUCAUCUGACGCCCGAUAACCCAAAACAGUGGGCAGAUUCUCGGAAUAAAGAUUUAGGCGUGGUUUCAAGUUCCAUAAAUAAUAGAACAGAUGGUUGCAUUUGGGUCUUGAACCAAAAUAACAGUUACUAAAGAGUGAGUUUUUAGAACAGAUCUUUAUUAGCAUGACGUUACACAUUAAUCUGUGUCUACCCUUUAAGAUUUGAUUUAUCACCAAAUUAUAUGUCCACGUUUUUUAUGUCUGCUUCCCCAAAAUGUUGAAUGCUUCCAUGAAUCAUCUUUCUAUGGUUGCACAAAAUUAGUCUGAAAUGUAAAGUGAAAAAUAAUGGUUAUAAAAAUGUUAAUUACUGCUUAUUUUUUACCUUACAAUCUAAAAUACUUACUAGGAAACACUGAAUCUAUUUCUUCUGAGUUUAAAAUGAAAAACACACACCAUAUAUGGAGACAUACAUUUCUCAGUUUUUUUAAUGAGUGCAUUUUUGUCUAAGACUUACUUGAAUGUUAAAUACAAAACAGAUAUAAUUGUUUCACUUAUUUUAAUAUUCUAAAUCAGAUAAUACUUGGCCAAGUUUAUAUUUCAUAAGCUAAAAUUCCUGUUAUUUGUAUUUCCUGAGUUUCUUUAGUUUUUCUAUAAGAGCAUACAUUUUGACAUUGUGAAAAUUUUCCCCAAAUAUAAAAAUUCAAUAAUUAUUGAAAUGAAGAAAUGGAGGAGGUAAAAUAGCUCUACCAACAUUUUCCUUCUUUUAUAUAUCUUUCCUAAACCUCCAAAUCUGGUGUAGAAUUUUACUUUUCCAUUUGAAGUCUUAAUAAUUAUUUUUAACAUGGUGCCAUUUUAAUUAACAUUUAAUAAAUAUUUACAAAAUUCUUAGCAUUUGAUUUUGUGUUUUAGUAUAAUUGAGGCUCUUACACUUUUUAAAAAUAUCAAUAUCCAUGUGUUUUUAGUAUUAUGACUGAUUACUUACAGAUAUUUUAAUAUGCUUUGGCCAAAUUUGCUCCUUAUAGAAUGAACCAAGAUAUUAGUUUUGUAUUGGGGAUAUGUUUUAUGUGAAUAGAGAUCAGUAAAAAGUAUGAUUCAAGUAACUGCUAUUCUUUUUAUGAGGAGGUUCAUUUUUAAGGAGACAUUCUUUGUUAAGAGUUAGGUUUAUCCACACAUGAGAAAUUUGGUUAUAACUGACUCAAUAUUUUCAUCUUUAAGUCUGAGAUGAGAAUUCUAUUGAGAACACAUCCUGCCUUUAUCACUGCCUAACAAUGUUCUGUUUGAAUGUUUAUGGAGUUUUCCUCAUGACCCAGAGGACAAGUUACUUGUUCUCAUAAUCUGUCAAUAUAAUAAACGACAAACAAAAAGUGAAAAUGAGCUUCCCAGUGAACAUCACAGUGUUUCCUGCAUUUGGGCAGAAGUGCAUGCAGAUUAGUUUUAUUUGCUAGCAUUGUAGAAAGGCCAAAAGUCACCUUAGUUUGUUUUUCUAAAAUGUAACCUUUAGUAUUAUAAUGGUGUAUUUUGUUAGUAGCUUAGAAAUCGAAAUAAAAUAUAUGUACUCAUUAAAUAAUGCACAGCACUAUAGACUUAUAAAUGGAUUUUAUUUAUGCUUAGAAUGUAUGAUCAAAAACAUUUCCACCAAUAAGAGGAUUUAAACACACACACAAACACACACAGAAUUGAUAUUUAUCUAAAACCUAUAUUAAGUUAAUAUACUUCCGUUAUAUAAUUAAGAUAUUUAUUCUUUUUAAAGUAGCCUUAUUUUAUAACCAGUUUCCUAGUUUUACAAUAAAAUUCAGCUCUGAAGAUAUUGAACAUACUGUCCUACUUAGGCCUCCGUUUCACUCAUUGGCUAGCGGGGCCAUAUCUUAGAAUUGUAUAUAAGCGACGUGUCACCCAUUCAUGAGAGUCUAAGUAUUGCUUUUGGCUGCUCUGUUCUGCCUUGAGCCUAGUUUUGCCAUUCUCCCGUGCACGUACUGCUACCCGUAGAUUACACAUAACUACAUCUAUUGCUUUUGGCAGGAAACGAAGCUUUAGUUGUAAUUUUCCAGCUGUGAAAAUGUUGCCUUGUAUUGAAAAGGGUUUCAGGACUGGAAACCUAAGUAAAACCCAGCUCAUUAGUGACAGCUCUGCUUUCCUGCCUUCACCAGCUCCUCUGCCCUCAUCCCCCCCCUUCCCCCCGCACCACCCCCGUGAGGAUGCUUACUCUUCAAGGAGAAUCUAAGAAAACACAAAAGAACCGGCUUUAAUAUAUCUCGUACUUGUUACACUGGAGCUUUUCUCUUCCUCCAGCUUUUCAGGCAAAGCUCCAGCCUCGGGCCCGGGAGCGAGGCUGGAACUUUUUGAUGUCCGUGUGCUCAUAUGUCUUGUAGAUAUGCUAGGUGUCACUGUGCGUGUGUAAGUGAAGGAUGAAGCAUGCUCGCUCACUUGGUCGCUUUGAAGUAAGAGGUAAAGGAUCACAGCGCUGCUGGUUCGUGACGGUAGAUGCGAGGGUCUGUCAGCGCACAUUGGAAAGCCCCCAUUUUCACAGAUUUAUAACUCAUAAUCCAGAUGUGGCGAUUGGAAGUAUUUAAUAUGCAGUAGAUGGCACCUUAACUAAUUCAGCUGCAUCUGGAAGGUCUCCCGAUGUAUUUAAUAAGGAGUAGAGAAGCUCUCUAAGCAUUAAACUCGAGUUGGCAUUUUAUUUCAUUUCUUUUCUCUGUCAAAAAAAAAAAAAUUCCCUCUUACCAUGGAAUUGAAGUCUGUAACAAAUGAUACAUUGGGCUAUAAAUCUUUGAAGCAUCCAGAUGAGGUACAAAAGAAUGCUGCAGAUCGAGAAAUGUGUAUAUUUAGCAGGUAUUUGAAAGACACAAGCAUUAUUUAUCACAGAAGAGUAUUACACUUGUUAAGUAAAAUGCUCUUAGUCACUUGUAUACAUUUUUACCGGUACACACUCAAAAGUAUGUCAGCCUUGCAUAAUGUGACAGUUGUAUAAUUUAUGUAAUCUGAUGCAUGGAUCAGACUUUUUGUAUAAUAUAUAUUGAUUUAUUAUAGUUGAUUAAAGUGUUUAAUCUUAA